UCAUUGUAGAUCCGAACCAGUAGGUGUCGCUGCAGCAUCAGCCGCAGGGCGAAGUCAAUCCCCCGCAGAAGAAGAUGAGCUAGUUGCGGGAAAAGUGAAGCGGAUGUUUCGUUUGUUUGUAACGUUGGACUCAAAACGAGCUUUUAAAACAUCACUAUGGAAAUGCCAAAGGCCUCAGAUGUGAAGAAGGGGAUCUCAGUCCUCUGGGAGACUCUGCAGUGUCCGAUAUGCUUGGAUUUAUUGACGGUACCGGUAUCUACCAAGUGUGACCACCAGUUUUGCAAAUUUUGCAUCAUGAAACUUGUGGAUACCUCCAAACAAAACCGGGCCAACUGUCCAGUUUGCAAAACCAAGAUAACCAAAAGGAGUUUGCAGGUGAGCCCUGGGUUUCAGAAACUUGUUGCAGGACUGCAGGACAUCAUACAAGCAUAUGAACAUGACACUGGCACAAACUAUUUCACUGGAAUGUCCCUGCAAGAAAAACAGUUGGGUGUCACAGAUGCCCCAUCCACCAAACCUCCUCAUGUCCUAUCUGGAGAAACUGCCAACACUGACCUGGACUAUGUGGAAAACGAAGACCAAGAUGAUCUUCCAAGGUCCCACUCUUCAACUAUAGAAGCCCAGAAUGGAUUUGCAAGACUCAUGGAACUUGAAGACUCGACUCCUUUGACGACAGAGCACGAAGGCCUGGACAGCGGCCUUGGGGAUGCUUUGCCGACGUCUGACAAGAAACUGCAAAGCUCUGCAGAUAAUUUGGAACCAGUAGAAACAGAAAUGUCAGAGGCUGUGGAAAAGGCAUCAACUCAUAAAACUAGAGGCAAAAUUAGAUCUGGUAAAUUGGAGAGUGCCUCCCUUCUUCCGGUAGCAAUUCCUGACGAGACAAAAUGUCAGCCUUUAAGAAAGUCUUCGCGGAAGAAACAGAAAACAGAUCUGGAGUCUGAGAAGAUUCUUCAGCGGAAACGUAAGAAAAGUCUUGAAAAGGUUGCUGAGUGGCUUAUGAAAGUUCCACCUGAGGGAAGUCUCGAAUUAGAAAAACCAGACAAAGACCCAGAUGACUCUGAUGGCGGUUCUUCCACCUCAACAAUAGAUGUAAAGCAACACCUGAGCGAUAUCAAUUCUAAGAGAGAGGAUCGUGCCAAAGCCCUCGAAGACCAUGUGUUCGGAGCCGUCUACAAACGAGACAGACGAGGGAAGAGGAAUAGCUCUCGAUCACUUUUUGUUGAGCCAACAAUCACAAAACACACAACAGACUCUGAGGAUGAAAACCAAAGUGACUCAGAGGAAGAACAACUGCUAACAGAAGACGUAAAUGAUAGCAGUGACAUUUUUAAAAAAGCCGAACAGAUGGAAGAUUUGGAGGAAAAUGAUGUUGUUGACAAAGAUGUGAUUGCUGAGUCGGCGUCUGAACCACAGCAACCACAAAGAAAGUCAAAGAAAAGAAUGCAAAACCCUCUGCAGCAGGUUGACAGUGAUUUGAAGGAGCAAGCUGAGGCGAAGUCCGAAAAAACUGAGCCAAAGAAGCCUGACAGGAGGAAAGGUAAAAACACCAUGUCAGAAAAAGGCAAACCUACAAGAGUGUCGAAGCCCCUUGUUCUCGUUGGAGUUAAAAAUGGAGAAACCAAUCCAAAGACUAGAGUGAAGUCAGGAGAGGUUCAGGUACAAAUUGAGAACUAUCCCAGCAGCGAGGACCCACAAACCCCCAUCAUGAGGAGCAACAGGAGAAGCAGAAGGCUUCAGCUCUUUGCCGAGGAAGUCCAGGACGGUCACAAGAAAGCAAACUCGAAAGCUAAUGUAAUUGAAAAAGAUGUCACUGUCGCACAGCAGCAGGAGGAAGUUGAAGGUGAAACACUGGAUAAAGCAGAAUCACCUAAGGGUGAAAAGUUGGCCAAAAGAAAUGGAUGUGUUUAUGAUGAAGAUUUAGGAGGAAUUGAAAACGUGGAGUCUGGUAAGAGAACUCGACGAGAACAAGAGUCCAUUGCUGAAGUGCAGAAUUUGCCGAAUUCUGAAACUCUCUCUGAAGCUACUGUUGCUUGUUCUGUCCCAGUGGUCCCAAGUUCUCCAUGUCCAACGGAAGCAACUGUGUUUGGUCCAACACUUGAAAAUAACAAUCUGACUGAGCAAUCCUCAAAAAAUAUUGAGUUGAAAACAUCAGCUUGCGUGAUAACGGAGAAAGAGGAGGAAAAGAACGACAGCGAGCUGGACACAGAACAACUGCUCCAGAGCUUCAAAGCCACGAAGAGGAAAUCUUUCCGUCUCGGUGGUCCGAAAGGGAAAAGGAGCCGUAGCUCAGUCCGAGGAAACACACAAGGUGCUGAAGGAGAGGGAAAUUACUUUGUUUGUUCUAGUGUUGAAUCUGCAAAAAAACAGACGCACAAGAAAACAUCUGUAAUCAUCGACCAGGAGGCACUGACAGAUGAUGAAAACUCAUUGUGUAGUGACUUGAUUUCUCCUUCGAUCUCCCCAAAACUGACACGAAAAUCAGUUGAGAAACCAGAUCAAGUGGUGGAUGAAGCCUUGAACCCUGUCACCACUGGUAACUGUCUUUCCAGGAACAGUCAGAGCAGCGCCCUCACUCCUAAUCAAGUCUCAAAACGUGAAAUUGAAAGUCCUCAGUUCGUAGAGUCCGGGCUCCGCUUCACAGGUGUUGAGCACGAGGAGGUAAACGAAGCCUCGAAGAGCUCUCAGAUCCCAAACGGUCAGCUUGAUUGUUCAGUGAAGGAUGCUGGGAAAUGGAAGGAGAUGAGAGACAGCAUUUCUCCUGGAAAAGGAGAACGUAUCUUAGUCGCUGAGUCUUCUUUAACUCCUGACGGCCUGGUGACACCGCUUGUCCCGACGGCCCAUGGAAGCAGCGAGCUCAGCACACACUCUCCCAUCAAGAGCAACUUGAGGAAGAGGAGAAGGACUCAGAGGCUGGAGUCUUCAUCCGAUUCAGAUGAAUCCAGAGAGGAAUUACCUACGUUGACUCAAAUCUUUGGGACGUCGGCUCUUCCGGCUGCUGUGACCCGGGUUCGGGGAGACUCCAGGGAAGCCACUCGAUGUGAGGCUGCUUGUGUUCCAGCUGAUGCAGCAGAGCGGUUGAGCCGUCCGCCUGCAUGCCCCAGCCCCGACUGUGUUCCCUCCAGCCAAGGGUCUGUGGACCUGUUCGGAUCGCCAGAUGAAUGUGAUGCUCCAGUAAAUGAAAACAUUGACAUUGAGUCAUCACAAUUUUCAAGCGAGGUCCUUGUCACACAGCAAAAGAUACAGAUGCAGAAGGAGCUGGUGAGGCUGGAGAAGCUGAUGGCUCUGGUGUCAGAGGUGCUUCAUGAGAAAGAGCAAAGUCCAGCAAAAGAGACGAAUCACAGCUGCAAAACCACCGGCCCAGACACUCAGGAACCCCUCCCAUGUAACCAGGACGCACGGCAAGACUCAGACCAGAAAGGCGUUCCAGAGGCAGAGCGAGAGCCCUGCACAAGAGCAUCUGAUGGCAGAGAGGUCACUGAGUCCAGCGUGUCGAAGCCUGUCAGCGGUGCACAGACGUCAGUGCAGUGCUCUACACACACAGCGCUGAGUGUCAAGGGCACUGACGCCUCCAAGACGCCUGUUUUAAGCUCAGCAGCCAAAACACUGAAGAGCUGUAAUUCACCAUCGGAUGGACAAGAAGACAAAGAAAACACCACUCCUCCAAAAGACAGGACUAAAGCCAAGCUGGUGCUUGUGUCGUCUGGAUUAGGGCCCAAUGAGCAGAUAAUUGUGAAAAAGUUUGCCAAGCGAGUCGGGGCUCGUGUGAUUUCCCAGGUGACGGAGGAGGUCACACACAUCGUCAUGCGCACAGAUGAACAGCUGGUAUGCGAGCGCACGCUGAAGUACUUCCUUGGCAUCGCGGGCAGGAAGUGGGUCGUGAGUUUCCAAUGGAUUGCAGAGUGCUUCAAACAAAAGAAAGUCCUAGAUGAGAGUCUCUUCGAAGUGAAAGGCGACGUAGUGAACGGACCGAACCACCAGGGCCCCUCAAGAGCUCGAACCACUGCAGACAGUAAUCUGCUCAUGAGCGGCUACAGCAUCUGCUUCCAGGGUCCAUUCACAGACAUGACUACAGAUGAAAUGGAGUGGAUGGUGGAGCUCUGUGGAGCAGCUGUAGUUACAGAUCCACUUCUCCUAGACAGUAAACAGAAGUCCCGUCAGCUGGUCAUUGUACAGCCUGGACCUGAGUCAUCAUCGUCCUCCUUCAGCCGUCUCCUCAGACAGGCGAGUGUGGUGACACGUGGUUGGCUCUUGGACACAGUGGCAACCUACACCCUCCAAAACUUCAACAACUACUCACUAUGACCACGUUCUCCUCUGGUCUGAUCUCCACUGUACAUAUCCUGUGUUUUUAUGUCCGAUACUAUAAAUAAACAUCUGCUUAGACGGCUCUGCUGGAAGCUCUGUGUAUUUCAGCUUUGAAUUCAGUUAAUUCUUUCUUUCUUUGUUUGAAUAGCAAAGUACAAGCAUGGUAAAAUAGUAGAUCUGCAAAUGGCAGAAAAAAAGACAGAAAAUCAGACUAGAAAACAAAAAUGUGCACAUUGUAAAAAUCUGAAUCCACAUCAUAAUAAUAUCUAUGCAAGUUUUUCCGAUGAUAUUUUCCUGGGGUAAGCUUGCAUCAUCUGGAGCCAAGUGAAUGAAAAGCUGCAACUUAAAUUCAAUAAACCCCUUCAUCAUCAAUAUCA
Pleuronectes platessa (European plaice) is the source of this 4682-nucleotide messenger RNA. RefSeq names its product breast cancer type 1 susceptibility protein homolog. Gene Ontology annotation, biological process: negative regulation of fatty acid biosynthetic process; chordate embryonic development; positive regulation of transcription by RNA polymerase II. The coding region runs from base 157 to 4302 and encodes 1381 amino acids. Gene Ontology annotation, molecular function: metal ion binding; ubiquitin-protein transferase activity. Lineage: Eukaryota; Metazoa; Chordata; Actinopteri; Pleuronectiformes; Pleuronectidae. The transcript is spliced from 21 exons. The record is from RefSeq and is a predicted model, not a curated record. Gene Ontology annotation, cellular component: BRCA1-A complex; BRCA1-BARD1 complex; plasma membrane.